AUGUCAAUUUAUGCCAAAAAAGCCUUUUUUAGCGGAAGUUAUGUAAAGCAAGCGAUUGUUUUUAGCAAUGCUUUGUUUGGUCUAAGAAAUAGUAGUGUUGCUUUGAAACAUACAAUCGGAUCAAGAAGUAUUAGUGAGUUAUCGGGUGCAAAGGUUGAGACACCUGAAGUCAAAGCUGUUGUUUAUGGAAAAUAUGGACAGCCUAAAGAGGUCCUGAGAGCUCUUAAAUAUCGUCUUCCACCACUUACACCAACAUCAAUUCAUCUUCAUUUUCUUGCUAUACCGAUAAAUCCUUCGGAUAUUAAUCAGAUCGAAGGGGUUUACCCGUUGCGACCACCUUUCACUCGAGAAGAAUUUGGAACCGAUGAUGCAGUGGCAGUCGCCGGAAAUGAAGGUGUUGCUGAAGUUAUUGGUGUUGGUGAUCAAGUGAAAGGAUUUAAUGUAGGUGAUUGGGCUGUGAUGGCGAACGCAGGGUUCGGAACAUGGCGAACUCAUGCUGUUGCUAGACCUGAUCAAAUUGUUCGAAUAGAACCGGGGUCUAUAGAUUUAGCAUCAGCAGCUACGUUAACUGUUAACAACGCAACUGCUUAUCGAAUGUUGAAGGAUUAUGUAAAGCUUCAAAAAGGUGAUUAUGUAAUACAAAAUGGAGGUAACAGUGGCGUUAGUCAGGCUGUAAUACAAAUUGCGAAAGCUUGGGGCAUUAACACUAUCAAUACUAUACGAAAACGACCAGAUUUUGAACAAAUAAAGUCGCGAUUACAAUCACUUGGUGUCGGUGAAUCAGGCGCAACAACCAUUGUAGUCAGUGAUGAAGAUUUAGAGAACAAAUAUCGUUCAAAAUCACAGUUCUUAGAGUUUAUCGGUGAUGAAAAGGCAAAUAUUCCGCUAGGAUUUAAUUGUGUUAGUGGAGAUUCUGCAAUUAUGAUUGCUAAACAUUUAAGUCGCUCUGGCUAUCUUGUGACCUAUGGUGCAAUGUCACGUAAGCCGAUGCGUAUUCCCGCAUCGAUGCUAAUCUUUGAUAAUCUACAUUUUGUCGGAUACUGGAUGGCGAAUUGGAAAGAAACACAUUCUAUUGAGGAAUAUCGUGAAAUGUUGGAUGACAUCAUUGCGUUAAUUCAAACGAAAAAACUCGGAAGCUUUGUUUAUGAGGAAAAUAAAUGGGGCGAGGAAACAGAUGAGAAAGAGUUGUUGGCAAAAUUUUAUGAAAUUUUUGAUAAAGCAUAUCCUGACUCGCAUGGUGUCAAACAGAUUCUUAGGAUACACUGA
Molecule: messenger RNA, 1266 nt
Organism: Ambispora gerdemannii
Lineage: Eukaryota; Fungi; Glomeromycota; Glomeromycetes; Archaeosporales; Ambisporaceae
Source: the annotation of a GenBank genome assembly